AUGGGUGUCAAGGACCUCGUCAACCGCGCCAAGAGCACCGAGAUCGAGCGCACGGAGCACACCUCCAACAAGCAGGAGACGCACCAGAGCGAUAUCCCCGGCCAGGGUGCUCCGGGCCUCGUCCCCGUCCCCGCGCUCUACGAAGCACCCCCUCGCAGCGGUAUCUCGAUGGAAGAGUACAUGUUCUACGCCCAAAUCCAGCGUGAGCAGGAGAAGCUGUACGGUGCUGCAGGUGUAUCGGUCGAGGCCAACGCUCCUCACGGUGCUGGCUACAUCGACCACGCCGGCGAGAAGCACAACUCGUCCGAAAAGGUCAGCGAACACGGCACUGCGGUCGAGGCCGGCCACAUCAAGCCUACCGUCAACAACACGGAUGCAUCCACCUUUGACCAGCUCGAGGGCCUCUCGGACCUCGAGAAGGAGAGCCGUAACGCCCACCGUGCCAUCAAGACCGCCUCGUGGGUCGGUGUGUUCUACCUCAUCACUACGGAUAUCCUCGGUCCUUAUGGUGCGCCUUACGCCAUGUCCCAGAAUGGUUGGGUGACGGGUAACGUCAUGUACAUCGUCAUGGGCUUCUGUGCGUGGUGGUGCGGUAUUAUCCUCUGGAAGCUGUUUAUGCAGCUCGAUUCGGCCCGUUAUCCCGUCAAGACGUACGGCGACAUUGGAGAGCGUGUGGUGGGAUACCCCAUGCGCUGGACCUUCAACGCGCUCCAGACGCUUCAGCUUAUCAUCAACGUCGGUCUCAUCUGCCUUACCAACGGCCAGGCUCUCAGCCAGGUCAUCAGAGGCGCGCCCGGAAACGCCAAUCUCUGCUUCUCGGUUUGUGUCGUCAUCUUCGCGCUUAUCGGCAUGGCCUUUGCGCAGGUGCAGACCUUCCGCGGUCUCGGUUUCGCUGCCACCACCGCGGUCUACCAAAACAUCGUCAUCGUCAUCGUUUCCAUGGCCGCCAUCAUCAAGUACGGUCCCUACAUCGCCGGUGCCCAGGCUUCUUACGGUACCGACUACCCGUACAACAACCAGCCCGUCAUGACCUCUGCGUUUGUCUCGUACGACAUUACGCAAAAGGUCAACGGUUUGAUGAAUAUGGUGUUCGCUUAUGGUGGCGCCAUGAUCUUCCCAGAGCUCAUGGCCGAGAUGCGCCGUCC
Messenger RNA from Moesziomyces antarcticus, 1145 nucleotides. RefSeq lists its product as uncharacterized. The transcript has a single exon. Gene Ontology annotation, cellular component: vacuolar membrane. The record is from RefSeq and is a predicted model, not a curated record. Gene Ontology annotation, biological process: amino acid transmembrane transport. NCBI's taxonomy places the organism in Eukaryota, Fungi, Basidiomycota, Ustilaginomycetes, Ustilaginales, Ustilaginaceae. Gene Ontology annotation, molecular function: amino acid transmembrane transporter activity. The annotation marks the transcript as partial.